Molecule: messenger RNA, 3257 nt
Organism: Gigantopelta aegis
Lineage: Eukaryota; Metazoa; Mollusca; Gastropoda; Neomphalida; Peltospiridae
Product: cAMP and cAMP-inhibited cGMP 3',5'-cyclic phosphodiesterase 10A-like
Exons: 1
Coding region: 63-2378 (771 amino acids)
Biological process (GO): negative regulation of receptor guanylyl cyclase signaling pathway; signal transduction
Molecular function (GO): protein binding; 3',5'-cGMP-stimulated cyclic-nucleotide phosphodiesterase activity
Source: RefSeq, a predicted model, not a curated record
CACAAACAAAUGACGUCGUUUGCAAGAUAGUUAAGUAUAGGGUAAUUUACUAGGUUGACGGCAUGUCAGGGUCUAGAGACAACUUACACAAAAUGGUUUGCUGCUGGGGUAAGCGCAAGUCGUCGCGGGACCCCUCAAGAAAAAAUGAUGUUAACCCAAGAACUGUUAAGGACUACCUCAACCAUCACCCGGGUGUUUUGAUUGAUGUUAUGCGCAAUUUAGUUUCAUCGAAACCAUAUAGGAGGUCGUCGAUGGGCAGUCCCAAUAAUAGUGACAUUAAGCUGCUAGGCCUGAACGAUCCGACUCGCAUAAAGUCUAUUGAAUUACAUAGCAAGUUCUUCCUGAAACAGACCGACCAGCAGAGUAUUCCUAACCAUAUAUUCAAUUCAGCGCGUAUCCUGGCAGCCUCGCUACACGCCGACUGGUUUGCGCUGUAUUUGCCGUGCACCAGUAACUCGGAGCUCGAAGAAUACGUCGAAGGCGGGGACACACGGCCGUACGGUCCGAUAGCAAUUAAGACGACAGUUAGCGCGGAGGCCGCUGUGCACCGCUCGAUCAUACACGUAAAGGAUUUGCCCAGGGAGUUGAGGACGUACCCUAAAGGUGUCGGUCGUCCGGAGAGAGACGUGCACCGCGUCCUUUCCAUCCCCUUGUGUCUCCCGUCUGGAGACUUUCUGGGCGUGGUGGAGUUCUGCAGGAGCGGCGAGACUAAGCCCUUCAAUGAGCAUGAGCUGCAGUUGAGCGACACGUUCUUUGACUGGAUGGUCACCUCCAUGUACCAGGCUAAGAUCAUCAAGCUGCUCGAUCACCAGACGAAGCUGAACAACUUCCUUCUGGACAACUCGAAGAAAGUCCUCGACGACAAGAUGGGCUUCGAAGAUCUUGUCGAGACCAUCCUCAGGUCCAUCAAGGAGCUGGUGGACGCGGACCGCUGUACGAUGUUUCUCGUUGACGAGGAGAACAGACAGCUGUACGCGCACUACUUCGACGAGGGCUUCACGGAGAACGGCAAGUGCUUGUUCUCCAAGAAGCAGAACAUCCGCUUCUCGUGCGACAAGGGUAUCGCCGGCUACGUUUACAGAACGGGCGAGACGGUGAACGUCAUGAACGCCUACAGCGACGGCCGCUUCAACCCCGAGGUGGACAAGGAGACCGGCUACCACACGACAAGCAUCCUCUGCAUGCCGGUCGAGUGUAAGUCGCGCGUGGUCGGGGUCCUGCAACUGAUCAACAGCCUCAGCAACGACCACUUCACGCCUUCGGACGGAGACGCCUUCGACACGUACGCAGUCUACUGCGCACUGGCUCUUCAUUGUUCCAGGUUGACAGAUCUGCUGAAGAUAUCCGAAGCCCGAUGCAAGGUUUGCAUGGAAGUCCUUCGCUUCCAUAUGGUUUCGUCGGAAGAAGAAGCCAUGACACUCGUAAAAAGUGUACCCGUUAAAAAGCUCCCCGAUUCCUUUAGCCAGUUUUCCUUCGUCGCAUACGAACACGAGAAUGUCCUUCCGCAGCUGUUCAUCUAUAUGGUGCACGAUCUGUUCGGUAAGCAUAAGCUUCAUCUGAAAACAUUGUGCAGAUUUGUUUUGACCGUAAAGAAAAAUUACCGUUCAGUACCUUUUCAUAACUGGUUGCACGCUAUCCACACGGUGCAUACGUUGUACUGUAUACUAAAGGGAAAUAAAAAAACGUUUAACACGGUGGAGAUGAUGGCAUUGGUUAUUGCUGGAUUGUGUCACGAUAUUCAGCACGAAGGCUUCAACAACGAAUACUAUGAGGAAUUCCACCAUCCACUGGCCAAACUCUACAGCAGUUCCAUCAUCCAGAACAGCCAUUACAAACACACGGUCACUAUUCUGGAAAUGGAUGACCAUGAUAUCUGUUCGUUCCUUUCCAAAAACGACUACAAGCUACUGCUGAAGGAGAUCUGUCAAAACACCAUCGCUACAGACGUGUCCAAUUUCUACGCCAACCACAGAGUCAUGUCGAAAAUGCUGAAGAGCAAAAGCUUUGACAUUCGCAAGGAUGACUGCAGAAAGUGUUUCAAGGGACUCGUGAUGCUAGGGGCCGAUUUGAGUAGUGUGACCAAGGACUGGGAUGUGCACUACGCGACUGUUGAUAAUAUAUACGAAGAGUUCUACAAGCAGGGGGAUGAGGAGAGGAGACACGGAUUGCAGGUGACAGCCAUGAUGGAUCGGCACUUCCGGCACGAGAUGCCAAAACAGCAAGUUCACUUCUUAAAAUGCAUAUGCAUGCCUUUGUACACAACGUUGCAACAAGUAUUUUCAAAUACCGACCCGUUGUUGAAUAAAGUCAUGAAAAAUUUACAAGAAUGGAAGCAACUUGCCAGCAAAAGUAAACAGCCGAAAGAGAAAAAACGCUGAAUAUUGUAUUUCUUUAUUUUGGCGUUCAAAAUAUUUAUAUUAUUAGUAUCGAAAUAUGUUGUACUUGGGAUUUUAAUAGUAGGAGAGUAUUCCGCUAUGUGUGUGUGUGAUUCGUCUCCCACCCCCCACCUUCUCCCCCAGGUGCGGAUCCUAGGGGAGUGUUCCGGGGGCGCGCUACCUAGCACCCCGCAUCCCGAAUUUCAAAGUGAUUCGAAAACCUGUUUAGCUCAUAAAUUCAAUGAAUUUAUUUGUUUUAAUGGGGUGUGUGAUUGGUGGUAACUAAAGGUUUUCUUGGAUAGAUCAUCUGGGGACGGGUGGAAUACUGCCAAGUAUAUAAUGUUAGUGUACUUGUGAAUACAGUGUUUGCUCUUUUUUAAUGUCAUACGUCUUUGUUAAAUGUCGGAUUCACCCAACCACCCACCUACCCCUCCCCGGAACAAUUUUACAUAAUAUGAAUCUGGCGUUAUUGUCGACCUUAAAACGAUUAACCUCAGACAGGUCUACUUAACAAUUAAUGUCUUGGUUUUUAAAUAAUUAUUUAACGUUUUUCUUUUUAAAAACUUCAACAAUUAUAUAACGCAAACAAUGGCAGAGUGUAUUUAAAAGUAGCGGGGGGUGGGGUGGGGUGGUACAGUCAGGUCAGUGGAAAGGGUAGGGGAAGGGCAUGCUUCCCCAAGAAAAACUUUAAUUACAGCUGUUAAAAUACGGCGUUUCCAGCCUUCUGAGCUCAGUAACGGAGGGGAGAGGGGCAAUGGGGAGCCAUGACCCCCCACCCCUUCCUUAUCAUGUUACACGGACCCUGUUUUUAUACCUCUCCCCAUGUAACGAUAAGACCACUCGUCCCUCUAAAAUUUACGUAACACUAAGAUAAAAUUUUAC